Molecule: messenger RNA, 639 nt
Organism: Aspergillus wentii DTO 134E9
Lineage: Eukaryota; Fungi; Ascomycota; Eurotiomycetes; Eurotiales; Aspergillaceae
Exons: 3
Coding region: 1-639 (212 amino acids)
Source: RefSeq, a predicted model, not a curated record
AUGGCCCGGUUCUUGUCAAGGCGUGGAAUGAAUUAUCAAAGUGCUGCUGAGGUUGUGAGAGAUAUCAAGGAGUUGAUUGGAUUUAAUAUUACUAAAGAGGAUGAGGUCUUGCAUGAAAAAUUAUUAAACUGGGAAAGUGUCUAUAAGUUUAUGUUUGUUGGUGAACAGACUGAUUAUGAGAAGGAGAUACAGUUUACAACGUUAGAUUCAGGUCUUACAUUUAUCCCAGGGUAUUUGGUAAUCACACCAACUCCAUCUUCAUCUCGCCAUCAGUUUAUCCUCAUUGCCUUUGAUAUCCCUCCUCAUGGUUUGACAAAAACCUCCGCCUUACAGCUGAAUAACCAUCUCCUGUCUAUACCAAAACACUUGAUAUUCGCACUUGAGCCAUUUCUGGUAGAGAUUAACCGUUUGGAGUGCCGGUGUAAUCCUCUCGGGAAUCUUAAUGUUGAAUUAACAAGGCGAUCUAUCAUGCUGUCGCCUGCCAUCUUCACUAGGCAGAAAGUCUUAACCGUGAUGUGCUCAUGUGGAAGAAGAUUUACUCUCCUUUAUGCGAUGGUGGUGGAGCAUAUCCUCGAUAUUACCCCUGAUGACACUACUCCUGAUGCGGUACUGGUCACCAUCAGUCAGAAGAUUGGAUGA